Messenger RNA from Micromonas pusilla CCMP1545, 887 nucleotides. RefSeq lists its product as uncharacterized. The record is from RefSeq and is a predicted model, not a curated record. Gene Ontology annotation, cellular component: nucleus. Gene Ontology annotation, molecular function: ATP-dependent activity, acting on DNA; DNA binding. NCBI's taxonomy places the organism in Eukaryota, Viridiplantae, Chlorophyta, Mamiellophyceae, Mamiellales, Mamiellaceae. The annotation marks the transcript as partial. The transcript has 2 exons.
CGCCGAAAACGGAAACGGUCGUGCGCAUUCCGUUAUCCGAGAAUCAAAGAGAGUGGUACAAGAUCCUUCUCGAGAACGAGAAGGGGCUCUUCGGCAAGCUCGCGACGACGAACGCGACGUCGGAGAAGGAGGCGCUGGACAACGGCAGAUGCAUCGCGGAGCAGAGCGCGCUCGACGCCGGCGACGAAGAGAUUUCGGAAGAAGCCGAGGAGGACAUCGACGUCGCGGCGGCGAAGACGCCCGGGAUGAAGAAGUCGCAGAGCAUGAGCGAGGUUGCUCCCGCGAAGACCCCGGGGACGGGCGGACGCAAGGGCGGCUCGCAGCAGUUCACGAAGCUGAACAACCUCCUGAUGCAACUCCGAAAGGUGUGCUGCCAUCCGUUUUUGUUCGGCGACGAAGCCGUGCACGCGGCGGUGGCGAAGCACGGCGGCGAUCGCGUCGAAGCGCUCAUCGCCGCGAGCGGAAAGCUCACCGCGCUCGAUGAGAUGCUCCCGAAGCUCCACGCGGGCGGGCACAAGGUGCUCAUCUUCUCGCAGUUUAGCAUGAUGCUCGACGUCCUCGAAGAGUUUUGCGAAGCCAGGGGCCACGCGCACCUCAGACUCGACGGUAGCACGUCGCUCGCGCGGCGGCGAUACGAGACCGCGCUGUUCAACAAACCAGACGGCCGGCACUUCGUCUACCUGUGCUCCACGCGCGCGGGCGGCCUCGGGAUCAACCUUCAGUCCGCGGACACGGUCAUCCUCGCGGACCCGGACUGGAACCCCACGUACGAUCAGCAGGCGCAAGACCGCGCGCAUCGAUUGGGGCAGAAGCGACCGGUGACGGUGAUUCGCAUGUGCCACGCGUCGAGCGUGGAAGAGGGCAUCCUCGCCGUCGCCGCGAAGAAG